Messenger RNA from Clonostachys solani, 1131 nucleotides. Lineage: Eukaryota; Fungi; Ascomycota; Sordariomycetes; Hypocreales; Bionectriaceae. The record is from the annotation of a GenBank genome assembly.
AUGCAGCACGAAAGCGCCGCCAAACCACGCGAGCGUAAUCCACAUAUCCGACAACUCCAGCAGAAUAAAGAACUUGUUCGAGUACCUGACCAUGUAGGCCGUGCCCGCCGCCAUCCCCAGAUACACCAGCACCCCCGGCCAGUGGCCCUUCAUCGCCUGCUGCGCCACGGGCAGCACGCGAAAGUGCAGGCCCAGCGCAACGAGCCCCAGCACGGCCGUCGCCCGCGCGGACUGCUCCUCCAGCAGCCUCUGCAAGAACGCCCGCUCGGCUUCCCCCCCGCGAGAGACGAGCCUCCAGCAGGCGUAGAGCUGCGCCAGCGUCCAGCACGACUGGACGUAGGCGUGCUCGGCCCAUGCGAGGCUGGCGGCGACGUAGGCGACGAUGCAGGCGGCGGCCGUAGCCCUGCUACUACUAUUCUCCUCCCCGCGCCUCCCGCAGUGGGCGGUGACGAGCUGGCCCAGCAGCGCGGGCAGCGUGGCGAGGAAGUAGGCGGCGGCGGCCCAGGCGGCCAGCGGGGCCCAGUCGAAGGAGACGGACUGCUCGAGGAGGCGGUGCGGCGAGGAGCGGGCGAGCUUCAUGUCCGCGAGGGCGUGGGGCCAGAAGAACUGGGUGGCCGAGGGGGCGAGCACCCGGCGCACGUGGUUGAGGGUGAUGGCGACGAGCAGGCAGACGGCGCCGUGGCCGCGGCCGUGCGCGGCGAGGGACCUGCGCAGGGCGGCGACGGAGUGCAUCCCCGUCAUGUCUGCUAUGAGGGUGUCCCAUGCCUCCGGGAGCUGGUGCAGGGACGGUCCAUUUUGGUGUCUGGCGAUGCGAUGGCGGCUGUGGGUUUCGCUGCUGCUUUUGCCGUCCACCAGGAUCGUGGCCUGCCGCACGAUGAUUCUCGGGUUCAUGUUGCUGGCCAUGGGUGGCUGGCCUGGGUUCGAGCGUCUUUCCUUCUUGUGCGCAAUUGGGGGGCAGAACUGUCGAGAAAGAGAAGUUCUACGUCUCACAAUGUCAAAUUGGAGGGGGAAAAGAGACCGGCCAUCGAGGUCUUUAUACACCGGGAGACCCCUCUAUUUCAACGGGGUAGAUGCGAGGCUCCAUGCAACGGGGCAAUUAAGCUCGCCGCUACCAGGGACGAUUGGGGCUAG